CCCCGGCGGCUGGCAAUGAACUGUUGACAUUUCCUGGAGCAGUGUGGACCCUGCCUGUACAGGAUGGACCCUGUUGUUUUGAGUUACAUGGACAGCUUGCUGAGACAGUCAGAUGUUGCAUUGCUGGAUCCCCCAAGCUGGCUUAACGACCAUAUCAUUGGGUUUGCCUUUGAGUACUUUGCCAGCAGCCAGUUCCAGGACUUCUCUGAUCAAGUGUGCUUUAUUGGCCCCGAAGUGGCUCAGUUUAUCAAGUGCACCACCAGUCAAGAGGAAUUAGCCAUGUUCCUUGAGCCCCUGGACCUUUCCCACAAAAAGGUGGUGUUCCUGGCUAUCAAUGAUAACUCCAGUCAGGCUGCUGGUGGAACCCAUUGGAGCUUAUUGGGGUACUUCAGGGACAGAAACUGCUUUGCCCACUAUGACUCCCAUAGUAAGAGCAACUCGGUCCAUGCCAAGCAGGUGGCAGGGAAGCUGGAGGCUUUUCUGGGCAAAAGAGGAGGCAAAGCAGCUUUCAUAGAGGAGAAGGCCCCCGCCCAGCAGAAUAGCUAUGACUGUGGGAUGUAUGUGAUCUGUAACACAGAGGCUUUAUGUCAGGGAUACUUUAGGGGACAGCAGGAGCCGGUGCUGCAGCUCCUCACUCCCUCUUACAUCACACAGAAGAGAGCAGAGUGGAAAGCUCUCAUUGCCAAACUUGCACAAAAGUGACUUAGAUUUAAUUGCUCUCACCCCACCAACUGCCCUGCCUGUCCUCUAGCUUUCACCCCUGGUGCCUGAGAGAUGCCCCUGCUCAGGAUCUCUCUAAAGAACAUCAACUCUUCCCUUAUUUCCAGCAUGGCUACCCCCUGCACUGUACUGGUAUAAAAGCCUUGGCCUCUUCUAAAACACACUGGCCCUUGAGUCUGGCACGAUCACUUUGUGUUGAAUGGAACCUUGUUAGCAAAGGCAAUUUGCUGUGCUUAAAGUCAUUUCUUGCUAUAUUAGAAUAGGUUAUAAAAGUUUCUUCCCUCAUACUUGGCAAGCAGCCUGCCCUUACAGUACAAUACUAGCUUUCAUUAGCCCUUCACUGAUCCCAACAAACACUUUGGGCUUAAUUUUAAGAACAAAGUAGAGGUGUUUGUUUAAGUGUAAUUGUGGCUACUACAGGUUAUAGGAUUUAGUGGACUAGUGAUACUUUUGUGCCUGAAAGUGUAGUAGUAGGAAAUCUAUGAUCUGAGGGUACAAAUUACACUUACAGAAAUCCAGAGGUAAAAUUGAAGUCCAUGUAGAAGUCUGUCAGAAAGUAAAGGACAAUGAUUUUUGGCUUUUACUGCUUUUUGGGAUGGGUCAGAUUAGCUUGCUCCCCCCCACCUGUUUGAUUUACCUUAGAAAUUCACACUGUGCCUAUGUUGGCUGAUUCUGAACCACUGGAAAGUUAGGAGGAAGUGAUAAUACUAAGGAAGCAAGGCCCUUCUUGUGCAUCAAAAAGCAGAAGUGGUCCUCAAUUUUAAGCAAGGACCGAUGUUUCAGAGAGGUUGAGAACAGUAAGAGCUUCAGCACCUUGGAGAAUCAAGCUUGGUCCUUUAUAGACCCAAUUUCAUGAAACAUAAUUGGUUCUUCCAACACAGAAAAGCUUUUGCUCUCACACUGGAUUAUAUCUGAGAUCUACUCUUCUGGAUUCCAUGAACAGAUGAAGGGGAUGUUAGGGGGGAAAGAGCAAAAGGCAUCAUUGCUUAAUUAAAAAAAAGAAAUAAGCAAGGUUUGCAGGAUUCGGUGGAGAUAAUGGGUCAUGAUGAUGCUUUGUAACAUAAAUCAAUAGAGCAACACAGAUCAACACCAAGUAAGGAUCUGGCCUUUGAAAUCGCCCUAAGUGUCUGGUCAGCUGAAUAAAAGGGAAGGGAGAGGAAAAGAAUUAGAAAUCCAAGUAAUACAGCAACCUAUGGGACACUUUCAGGGCUGACAGUAGCUCCUGGAGUGAGGAAUAUCCCCUGGCGCUCUUUUUU
Alligator sinensis (Chinese alligator) is the source of this 1976-nucleotide messenger RNA. RefSeq names its product SUMO peptidase family member, NEDD8 specific (gene SENP8). Gene Ontology annotation, biological process: proteolysis. Lineage: Eukaryota; Metazoa; Chordata; Crocodylia; Alligatoridae. Bases 64 to 702 code for a protein of 212 amino acids. The transcript has 2 exons. The record is from RefSeq and is a predicted model, not a curated record. Gene Ontology annotation, molecular function: deNEDDylase activity; cysteine-type peptidase activity.